CCGCCCCACUCACUCGGAGACCUCUCACUUCUCUCGUGCUCGCUCGCCAGAAUCUCGCCGGGAAAUCUGCAUUUUCUUAUUUUGGAUUCCCGGUCAGUUGUCGGUUUGCGAGAUAUAGAAGAUGAGAGAAAUCCUUCACGUUCAAGGUGGUCAGUGCGGGAACCAGAUCGGUUCGAAAUUCUGGGAAGUUGUCUGUGACGAGCAUGGGAUCGAUCCGACAGGACGCUACACUGGAAGCUCUGAUCUCCAGCUGGAGCGUGUAAACGUCUACUACAACGAGGCAUCGUGCGGUAGAUUUGUUCCACGUGCUGUUCUCAUGGAUCUUGAGCCUGGUACCAUGGACAGCGUGAGAACCGGUCCAUAUGGUCAAAUCUUCAGACCUGACAACUUUGUGUUUGGUCAGUCUGGUGCUGGUAAUAACUGGGCCAAGGGGCAUUACACCGAAGGAGCCGAGCUUAUUGAUGCGGUACUCGAUGUUGUGCGCAAGGAAGCUGAGAAUUGUGACUGUCUUCAGGGUUUCCAAGUGUGCCACUCGCUAGGUGGAGGUACUGGGUCUGGAAUGGGAACUCUGCUCAUCUCUAAGAUCAGGGAAGAGUAUCCCGACAGAAUGAUGCUCACUUUCUCCGUCUUCCCAUCACCAAAGGUCUCCGACACAGUUGUCGAGCCGUACAAUGCCACCCUUUCGGUUCAUCAGCUGAUUGAAAAUGCCGAUGAAUGUAUGGUUCUAGACAACGAGGCCCUCUACGACAUCUGCUUCAGAACGCUCAAGCUUACCACUCCUAGCUUCGGUGAUCUGAACCAUCUCAUCUCUGCAACAAUGAGCGGAGUCACAUGCUGUCUCAGGUUCCCGGGUCAGCUCAACUCCGACCUCCGAAAACUCGCGGUGAACCUCAUCCCAUUCCCACGUCUCCACUUCUUCAUGGUCGGUUUCGCCCCUCUCACCUCUCGGGGUUCCCAGCAAUACCGCGCCCUCACCGUCCCCGAACUCACCCAACAAAUGUGGGACGCCAAGAACAUGAUGUGUGCCGCCGACCCGAGACACGGCCGUUACCUCACGGCCUCGGCAAUGUUCCGGGGAAAGAUGAGCACUAAAGAGGUCGACGAGCAGAUGAUCAAUGUGCAGAACAAGAACUCGUCCUACUUCGUGGAGUGGAUCCCGAACAACGUGAAGUCGAGCGUGUGCGAUAUCCCGCCCCGAGGUCUGUCCAUGGCGUCGACGUUCAUAGGGAACUCGACGUCGAUACAGGAGAUGUUCAGGAGGGUGAGCGAGCAGUUCACGGCCAUGUUCAGGAGGAAGGCCUUCUUGCAUUGGUACACAGGCGAAGGCAUGGACGAGAUGGAGUUCACCGAGGCUGAGAGCAACAUGAACGAUCUCGUGUCCGAAUACCAACAGUACCAGGACGCGACCGCUGACGAGGAACUCGAGUACGAGGAAGAGGAAGAGGAGGAGGCGGCCGACCACCACCAGUGAUGCUGUAAUUACCGAUUUACCCCCCUGUCCUGUCAUGUUUUCAGAAUUUUAUACAGUGCGUGUAUUAUUAUGUUUUGUGCAUUUGAUUCUCAUUUAUUGUUUUUGGGUUUUUAUUGUAAUCAAAUUCGGAUUUUUUCUUUUUCUUUUUUGGUUCAGUGAUUGGCAUUGUGUAAAAGUGAGUUGGAAUUGUUUGUUUGUUUUUCCCCUGUUUUUUUUUUUGUGUUAUAAGUGAAUCAGGUUAAUUGAAUUUUAA
Messenger RNA from Tarenaya hassleriana, 1724 nucleotides. Its product is annotated as tubulin beta-4 chain. Gene Ontology annotation, biological process: mitotic cell cycle; microtubule cytoskeleton organization. Lineage: Eukaryota; Viridiplantae; Streptophyta; Magnoliopsida; Brassicales; Cleomaceae. The record is from RefSeq and is a predicted model, not a curated record. The transcript has 4 exons. Gene Ontology annotation, cellular component: microtubule; cytoplasm. The coding region runs from base 122 to 1471 and encodes 449 amino acids. Gene Ontology annotation, molecular function: GTPase activity; structural constituent of cytoskeleton; GTP binding.